Messenger RNA from Mercenaria mercenaria, 492 nucleotides. Its product is annotated as prostatic spermine-binding protein-like. Bases 1 to 492 code for a protein of 163 amino acids. Lineage: Eukaryota; Metazoa; Mollusca; Bivalvia; Venerida; Veneridae. The transcript is spliced from 2 exons. The record is from RefSeq and is a predicted model, not a curated record.
AUGGAAGGAAUAGGCGGAGAGUGUAUGAGAAAGAGGCGAAAGGCCAGAAAAGAAAGAGAAUAUGAACUUCGAACUGCUGAUGUAGUUGAAUAUCUGGUUGUAGAACUUAAUUCUUCAGAAACAAUAGUUGAUGACACUGAACUUGAGGGCGAUGUUGAAGAUGAUAUACCUUCAGUUGAAAUUGAUGUCACGGAGCUUGGUUUAUGUGUAGAAGCAGAAAAUAGGGUUGAUUUUUGUGAUGAUAAUGAUGACAAAAUUGUCGUUGCUGAAGGUGAGGAUGAAGAUAUUACUGUUGAUGAAAAAGAUGGAGCAGACGAAGUAACCGCUGAUUGUAAUGAUGUAGGUGAAUAUGAACUAAAUGUUGACGAUGUUGAUGAUGACGUCGACGAUAAAGAUAUAGAAGAUAAUGACGAAGAUGAAGGAGAUGAACUUAUUGAUGGUGAAAACGAUGAUGGAGACGAUGAUUUAGCAGCUGAUGAGGUUGAUGUGUAA